Cryptomeria japonica (Japanese cedar) is the source of this 1947-nucleotide messenger RNA. RefSeq lists its product as uncharacterized. Bases 1 to 1947 code for a protein of 648 amino acids. Gene Ontology annotation, molecular function: nucleic acid binding. The record is from RefSeq and is a predicted model, not a curated record. Gene Ontology annotation, biological process: DNA integration. The transcript has 6 exons. NCBI's taxonomy places the organism in Eukaryota, Viridiplantae, Streptophyta, Pinopsida, Cupressales, Cupressaceae.
AUGGACCAUCUCCUUCAAACUGUCUCUGGUUCGGAGAUGAUGUCGAUGCUUGAUGGUUUUUUUGGAUAUAAUCAAAUCGGUGUAAAACAAGAUUAUCAACAUAAGACAACUUUCACUACUCCGUGGGGAACAUUUGCCUAUAACCGUAUGCCUUUCGGUUUGAUUAAUGUUGGUGCCACCUUUCAACGUGCAAUGGAUCUUUCUUUUGGUGACUUAAGAAAUAAAAUUAUUAUUGUAUACCUAGAUGACUUAACUGUUUUCUCCAAGAAACGUGAAGAACAUGCUUAUCAUUUGGAGUGUGUGCUACAACGUUGUAGGCAACAAGGUAUUUCAUUGAACCCAAAGAAAUCCAUUUUUGGAGUGACAGAAGGGAAAUUAUUAGGUCACAUUGUUUCGAAAGAAGAAAUUACAAAAUCCAUUGUUGACAUGAUGAGAGAUAAUGUCAAAUUCAAAUGGUCAGAGGAAGGAAAAAGGGCUUUCAAUCAGAUCAAGUCAGCCAUUGCGGAUGCAUCUACAUUGGUUUAUCCAGAUUUCUCCAAAGAUUUCAAUGUAUAUUGUUAUGCUUCUGACACUACAUUAUCAGCAAUAUUGACCCAACAUCAUAAUGAAAACAUUGAGGCACCGAUUUCUUUUAUGAAUACUGCAGUGAAGACCAUACUCACACAACAAGAAAUUCGUAUGAGCAAGCGAGCCUCUUGGAUUGCAAAGAUUCAAGAGUAUGAUAUCGAUAUCAAACCAACCAAGCUUGUUCACGGGCAUGGGUUGUGUAAGCUAAUAGCUGAGAAUAAUUCUAAUGGGAAUGUUGCUCAAGAGUCUGAACUACCUUUGAUUUUAUUUGUUAGCACCACAGAUGAGUGGUGUGUAGACAAACAACAAAGAAAGAAGCUCCUUCAGUUCUUUCAUAAUGAAGCCUGUGGAGGGAUUUUUUCUUCCUCAGUAACGGCUUUCAAAAUAUUGAGAAAUUGCUAUUAUUGGCCUGGAAUGUUCAAAGAUGCAGAUGAGUGGUGGGGACUAGAUUUAAUCGGUCCAAUCCAUCCUCAUUCCAGUGCGGGUCAUACUCACAUCUUGGUAGCCACUGAUUAUUUCACCAAGUGGGUUGAAGUAGCUCCUGUUAGACGAACAACAUCAGAAUUAGUUUGUGACUUCAUCAAACAAAACAUUCUUGUAAGAUAUGGAGUUCCGCAGAAAAUCAUCACCGAUAAUGCUACCAACUUCUCUUCUUAUGAAAUAUCGGCUUUCUGUUACAAGUAUGGAGUUAUACUUUCACAUGCAUCUGACUGUUAUCCUCAGGGAAAUGGUCAAGCUGAAGCGAGCAAUAAGAAUAUCAUCACUAUUCUCUGCAAGUUAGUCGAUAAAAAUCAGAGAAUGUGGCAUAAGUAUCUAUAUGAAGCACUGUGGGCUGAUCGUACUAUGAAGAAGCGGGCUAUCAAGAUGUCUCCAUUCGAAUUAGUUUUUGGUGCGGAAGCUAGAUUACCUAUUCCAUUGGAAUUAGCUUCUCUUAAGUUGCAAGAAGUAGUCAAAAAUUAUGAAUUUAAAGAUGCAUUGGAAAAAUGGAUAUUGUACUUAACCAAGAUGGAAGAACAGAGAGAAACAGUAGUGGAUAGAAUCAGAGAACAUCAAAUGCGAGUGAAAGAACUGUUUGACCAGGAAGCAAGGGAAAGAUCUUUUCAAGUUGGCAAUCUGGUCCUGUUAUGGGAUAAACAAAGAGAACCAAAGGGAUUACAUGCAAUAGUAGAGGAUGAGGAGGAGGAUGAGGAGAUGGGUGUGGAUAUUGAGGGGAGCAACAAAUUUGGGGGAGAUAGUGAUGAGUCUUUUUUGGAGUCAUCUAGUUCAGAUGAAGAUGAGGUUGAGGAGGAUGAUCAUGAUAAUGGAGGAGAUGAGAUGGUCAUGGGAGGAGAGGGACCAUCAAGUGGAGGUGAGGAUAGUGGUGGAGUGGGUGGAGAUUAA